AUGGACUUGACGGGACCAGAGUCGAAAGUCGAAUUGCUCGCCGGCAUUACGGAGUUCAUUCGAAACUGUGCGAGGAUGAGCCCAUCAAAGAUGGACUUCAAAGUUGUGCCAACUCGCAACGUGGAGCGCUUGAAAUUUACAGAGUACCUUCACUUCUGCAAUCAUGAUGACGCCCUGCAGGAACAAGACCAGAGUCAGUCUAUCCGUAAGAAAGUGCUUUCUCUGGCUGCCGAUGACAGUGUACGGAGUAGGAGUUAUGAAACUAUGUGCCAUGGAAGUGGAUCUUCGCACCAUCCGACCAGAGCUAUUUGA
Messenger RNA from Aspergillus terreus NIH2624, 312 nucleotides. RefSeq lists its product as uncharacterized. Bases 1 to 312 code for a protein of 103 amino acids. The record is from RefSeq and is a predicted model, not a curated record. The transcript has 2 exons. NCBI's taxonomy places the organism in Eukaryota, Fungi, Ascomycota, Eurotiomycetes, Eurotiales, Aspergillaceae.